Messenger RNA from Sebastes umbrosus (honeycomb rockfish), 4204 nucleotides. It is a transcript of the gene brd2b, whose product is annotated as bromodomain containing 2b. The record is from RefSeq and is a predicted model, not a curated record. Gene Ontology annotation, cellular component: chromatin; nucleus. The coding region runs from base 89 to 2566 and encodes 825 amino acids. The transcript has 12 exons. Gene Ontology annotation, biological process: regulation of DNA-templated transcription; chromatin remodeling. Lineage: Eukaryota; Metazoa; Chordata; Actinopteri; Perciformes; Sebastidae.
CGAUUAGGCGCCAUUUCGUUGCGGAGUUGUUGAGUAGUGUCUCGGUGGAGCUAACGGAGGACUGUGAUAAUACUCCGCCUUCAGCCCGAUGGAAGCGGCCGGCAACCCGCAUCACGACAGCUCUCUGGUCGGGUUGUCCAGUGGCGGGAUGGACCAACACAGUAGUUCGGGCAAACGCAUUCGUAAGCCCUCCCUGCUGUACGAGGACUUCGAGAGCCCAUCUCUGCCACACACGAUGCCCCAGGGUCCUCCUGUCCCACCACAGCCCCCAGUGAAGGAUCCCAGCCGGCCUGGCCGCAUAACUAACCAGCUGCAGUUUCUCCAGAGGACCCUGAUGAAGUAUCUUUGGAGGCAUCAAUUUUCCUGGCCUUUCCGCGAGCCUGUGGAUGCCUACAGGCUUAACCUACCAGAUUACCAUAAAAUUAUCAAACAACCCAUGGACAUGGGGACCAUCAAAAGGCGUCUGGAGAACAACUUCUACCGCAGCGCAAGCGAGUGCAUACAGGACUUCAACACAAUGUUCACCAACUGCUACAUCUACAACAAGCCGACAGACGACAUUGUGCUGAUGGCUCAGCCCUUAGAGAAGAUCUUUCUCCAAAAGGUGGCCCAGAUGCCCGAGGACGAAGUUGAGCUGCCUCCUCCAGCUGCUCGAAGCAAGAACAGCAGGGGAAGAGGUCGCAAGUCUAACUCGAGGGCUCAGCAGGUGCCAGCGGUGUCCCAGUCAGCCUACUCCCCCUCUUCCUCGGACACUGGGGAGUCCAUGCUGGCCAACUCUCCCCAGACUGUGCUGACCAAAAGCCUGCCUCCGGCCAACAUCAUGGGCCUGCCCCCUACACAGCCCACAACCAAGAAAAAAGGUGUGAAACGUAAGGCAGACACCACCACCCCCUCCACCAUGGGCUUGACUGUGGGCAUGUCGGGAGCAACGCACAUGGUGGGCUUGGGGAAAGGAGGCCACGGGGGCCAGGUCCACGACACCUCCUUGCACACCAUCUCCUCCAUUGGGGGCAUGAGCUUGGAGACCCCACCUGGGAUGGGCCUGGUCAGGAGCCCUGGAGGUCCCGUCCUGCUCCAGCCAAUGAUGGCAGGCAGCGGACGCAGAGUGGGCAGCGGACGCCCCAUUAAACCCCCCAAGAAGGACUUGCCUGAUUCUGUCCAGGCUCAGCCCUCAAGGAAGGGCAAGCUAAGCCCUCAGCUGAGGUACUGCAGUGGGCUGCUGAAGGACAUGUUGUCAAAGAAACAUGCUGCGUACGCUUGGCCUUUCUACACACCUGUGGACGCAGCUGCACUGGGACUUCAUGACUAUCAUGACAUCAUUAAGUGUCCCAUGGACCUCAGCACCAUCAAGAGGAAGAUGGACUGUCGUGAAUACAGGGACGCUCAACAGUUUGCUAGCGAUGUCAGACUCAUGUUCUCCAACUGCUACAAGUACAACCCACCUGACCAUGAUGUCGUGGGCAUGGCACGGAAACUGCAGGAUGUAUUUGAGUUCCGUUUUGCCAAGAUGCCAGACGAACCACAUAUGGAUCACACAGCCAUGUCAAUGAGUGGCCAUCCAACGUCCUCGUCGUCCUCUUCCUCGUCCUCGUCGUCCUCCUCUUCCUCCACCUCUGACAGUGAGCCGAGCAGUGAGAGUGAAGAGAGUGAGAGCAGCCCCAACUCAGACAGCGAGGAAGAGCGAGCACAUCGUUUGGCUGAGUUACAGGACCAGGUGUGCACACAACUCAGAGCCAUGCAUGAGCAGCUGGCUGCCCUCUCCCAAGGCCCCAUCGUCAAGGCCAAGAAGAAGAAAGAGAAGAAGGACAAAAAGGAGAAAAAGAAGAAGCAGAAGAAGCUGGAGAAGCGAAGUCGAGCUGUGAGAAGCAGAGCUGGCUCUGAGGAAUGGAAAAUGCCCGGCAAGAUCCUGAAAACCAAGUCUGCCAGAGCAGGUGGCUCCCAGCCCAAGAAGAGCCAGGGGAAGAAGAGUAACAAGAACAGCAAGGCCACAAAAAAGCCAUUCUACCCCCCACCGCCCACUUCCAUGCUGCCGCACUACGACUCUGAGGAAGAGGAGGAGAUCGUGCCCAUGUCAUACGAUGAGAAGCGCCAGCUGAGCCUUGACAUCAACAAGCUGCCGGGGGAGAAGCUGGGUCGUGUGGUCCACAUCAUUCAGUCCAGGGAGCCUUCACUGAGGGACACCAACCCCGAGGAGAUAGAGAUCGACUUUGAAACGCUCAAACCGUCGACACUGAAAGAACUGGAGCGCUACGUCAUGACCUGUCUGAGGAAGAAGCCCCGCAAGCCUUACGGUGAACAAGGCGCAGCAGGAAAGAAAGGCGGUGUUGGCAAGUCUAAAGAGGAGCUGACUCUGGAGAAGAGGAUGGAGCUGGAGAGGAGGCUGCAAGAUGUCAGUGGGCAACUAAAUUCUGUCAAGAAACCUACGAAACCUAAAGUGGAGAAGCCCAGCACUGUCGAGACUCACACCCAGCCCUCUCGCCUCAGCGGCAGCAGUUCCUCCUCCGACUCGUCUUCUUCCUCGUCUUCUUCCUCGUCUUCAGACACCAGUGAUUCAGACUCUGGUUGAGAUCCGUAGCACUGGCUAAGAGAGAAAACACUAAUAACUCAGGGACUUGGGCUGGCCCAGGACACAACGCACCCUGAAACAGUAGUGGGCUGAGAGAUAUUAGAUACCAUGGCGAAAAACACUCCGAGUGGACUCUUAAAAUGUUUUGAAUGUGGGAUCGAGGGAUGAGAAACAACGUCUCGGUGGAUAAUCGUAGAACAUAAACACUAAAUGCCUUGGUUUCCCCCUCCUCCCCUUUUUGUAAAUACUUGUACAAAUUUAUGUUUCUUUUAUAAAGAAGAAUUUUAUGGUGAUCCCCCAAAGAGGGAAGCGGAGUACUAGAAGAAGGAUGUGGAAAGACGGGCCUUACUCCAAAUCUGAUUUGGCUGGCCUCAGGCUGUGUCCUCUGUGGUGACAGAAUGGAAGAGUGAUUAUUUAUUUGUUUUCUUCACCUACAUUUCCUCAGACGUUACUGGAAUUUGAACCGGCAACCUUUUUGGUCUCAAGCCUUGCUUUUCUAACAUCUGGCCUUCUGCCGCGCUUAAUAUUUUAGAUCAACCUCUAGAAUCAGCCUUAAUCAUCCAGAUUGUUAAUAUUUAGAUUAUUUGGAAAAAAUAAUAUAUUGUUAUGGAGCGGUAAGAUUCCUUCUCAUGUUCACAGGAGCUAUUGAGCAGUUAAGAAGAGCAGACCUCUGGAAUCUGCCAUUUUCAGGUCAAAAUUUGAAGCCAGUUACGGUUUGAGUUCUGGAUCAUUCCUCUUUUAUGUUUACACACAUUGUUCUUGCAGUGAAAUCUCAGUUUGACAUUGAGCUUUAGGCUGCAUUCUGAUUUUACAGUUGUUUUCUGAAAACAAAGUGGGUUUAUAGUACAGUAUAGAAAUGGUUUAACAUACUGUAACUGUAAAGUUUGCAAUUGAGUAACUCAUUCAGUUUGUAUUGAUUUUGAUGGCUGCACUAUUCUCCUAGAAGUCCACCAGUCUUAUAAAUAUGACACUUCAUUGCAAGUACUGUCUUCAGUAUUUAGAAAUCAGCUCUUUACUGUUCAGCUUCGAUAUUGUUCUCAACAUUUCUCUUCAUUACAUCAAACUGUAACUGAAGUGUGCAUCUAUUACACAAGAGCUGAACACAUGCUGCUGAAUGUUAUCAGAUUAUAGCGCAGGUUUCUAAUUUCCACAUUAAUCUCCUGAACAUGUGAAGUAUUGCAUUGCUGUUUCUUGAAGACAUCUGUAGCACUUAGAAACCCCGGUGAAGGUUUCUUAAAGAAAUCUUUCGGCUGCUCGGCACUUACUGGAACAAACGGUGUUGACUGAAUAACACCACAGGUUUCCCAUAAAGAGACAACAAAGUCCUCAUAGCCCCAUGCAUAGUUGAAGCUGUUGUUGAAUGUUCAGUGAAAGAAUAUAUGCUUGUAUAUACUUAAACUGUAUUUGCUGUCGCACAAACUAUUGUAUUUCUGCUGUUCAGUCUUUCCUUUCUUUUCAGUUAUCUUGUUUCCUUUUUUACAUGCUGUUAUUUCUCAUUCAAGUUAACUGUCUUAGUUGUUUCCUGAAGAGAGUUCACAUGAGCAUCGCUGCCUCUGGUCAAGCAGGUCGUUGCCUCUCAGAAGCAUACCUUCAUUUGACAAGUGUGUGUUUAUUAAAAUAUUCUCUUCUGUAGAAAGA